AUGCGGCCCCAGUUUGGAGGAGACAUUAACGUCGGUGAAAUUGGUGAAUAUGAGAUGAUAGGACUUGAAGUUGAUGAAGCUGUUAUCGAUGUGACUGAUGAGAACAUGUCUCCUGGUGGCACGAUGGUGCAUGGUAAUGACGACGAUGAGGAGGGGAUCUGUUGGACUGGUUUGACGGCAUUAGGUGAAGUAAGUGUCCUGCACGCCUAG
Messenger RNA from Angiostrongylus costaricensis, 210 nucleotides. The record is from the annotation of a GenBank genome assembly. Lineage: Eukaryota; Metazoa; Nematoda; Chromadorea; Rhabditida; Metastrongylidae.